Anopheles arabiensis is the source of this 983-nucleotide messenger RNA. Its product is annotated as stromal cell-derived factor 2. The transcript is spliced from 4 exons. NCBI's taxonomy places the organism in Eukaryota, Metazoa, Arthropoda, Insecta, Diptera, Culicidae. Bases 104 to 772 code for a protein of 222 amino acids. The record is from RefSeq and is a predicted model, not a curated record.
CUCCCACUGGCAUUUGGCUAGAAACUGCUCAGUGUGCAAAGCGUGUGUAUUUUGCGCUGAAGUUAUUCCUGGAUAGGCGUUUCUAUUAAAAUUAUUCUUAAGGAUGUACAGCUCGCACAGGACCACCGUUUCCUUCCUAGUCGCUCUCUUCAGCAUAGCCGGCACGAUCAAUUUCAUAGAAGCUGCCCGAAACAACAGACAUGUUACCUGCGGAACAGUACUCAAGCUGGUCAACACGGACUACAAGGUGCGAUUACACUCGCACGAUGUCAAGUACGGUACGGGAUCGGGCCAGCAGUCGGUGACGGCUACCGAGCUGCAGGAAGACGUUAACAGCCACUGGGCAGUGAAGGCUGCGACGGGCAAACAUUGCGAACGAGGGGAACCAGUAAAGUGUGGCGACACGAUACGUCUGCAUCAUCUGGCCACGAACAAGAAUCUGCAUUCUCAUCACUUCCAGAGCCCGCUGUCCGGCAAUCAGGAAAUCUCAGCCUAUGGCGAUGAGCACGGGGAAGGCGAUUCCGGUGAUCACUGGCUGGUGGUAUGUUCCGGCGAUAGCUGGGUACGGACGAAUCCGGUCCGGUUGCAGCACAUCGACACCAACAUGUAUCUCGGCGUGUCCGGACGCACCUUCGGCCGGCCGAUCAACGGCCAGAUGGAGGUGAUUGGCCUGCCGAACCCGUACUCCGGCACGGAAUGGAUCGCCGCCGAGGGUUUGUUUAUCCAUCCGACGGAAAAGGACAGUGGUGCGCACGUUCACACCGAGCUGUAAAGGCGACCGCGGAUGCAAAACCGGGUGUGCACACAUUGCAUGACUUCUUUUAUUUAUUGCCGAUAAUGGCCGGCACUGUAGGAAGGUGCAUGGGGAACUAGGAUGGACGGAAUGGAAUUUGUACGGUUGACUAUUCGAAAAAAGGGGUAGAUUGCUAGCGAACAAUAGCUACAGUUUGUGCGGAAAUAUAAAAUUGUGGUUCAAAAUACCA